This is a messenger RNA of Xiphophorus maculatus (southern platyfish), 1781 nucleotides long. It is a transcript of the gene rbm46, whose product is annotated as RNA binding motif protein 46. Gene Ontology annotation, molecular function: mRNA binding. NCBI's taxonomy places the organism in Eukaryota, Metazoa, Chordata, Actinopteri, Cyprinodontiformes, Poeciliidae. The coding region runs from base 1 to 1686 and encodes 561 amino acids. The record is from RefSeq and is a predicted model, not a curated record. The transcript has 11 exons. Gene Ontology annotation, cellular component: nucleus.
AUGCCACAGCACAGAGGCGACGGGGACAGGUCAUCCGACGAGGACCUGGACGGGGACUCCGGGGACGUGGACCUGCCGGCGAACAGAGAUGACUUCAGGGUGUCGUGUGCAAAGGAGAUGGCUCUGCUGGCUCUGAUGGAGAAGACGGGAUACAACAUGGUGCAGGAGAACGGCCAGAGGAAGUACGGCGGCCCGCCGCCAGGUUGGGAGGGGCCGGCGCCGCCGCGGGGCUGCGAGGUCUUCGUGGGGAAGAUCCCCAGAGACAUGUUCGAGGACGAGCUGGUGCCGCUGUUCGAGAAGGCCGGCAAGAUCUACGAGUUCCGCCUCAUGAUGGAGUUCAGCGGAGAGAACCGCGGCUACGCCUUCGUCAUGUACACCAACAGAGAAGCGGCUCAGCGGGCCAUCCAGAUGCUGGACAACUGUGAGGUCCGACCCGGGAAGUUCAUCGGCGUCUGCGUGAGUCUGGACAACUGCCGCCUCUUCAUCGGCUCCAUCCCCAAAGACAAGAAGAAGGAGGAGAUCAUGGAGGAGAUGAAGAAGGUGACGGACGGCGUGGUGGACGUCAUCGUCUACCCCAGCUCUAUGGAUAAGAGCCGCAACCGAGGCUUCGCCUUCGUGGAGUACGAGUCCCACAAGGCGGCUGCCAUGGCCCGCAGGACGCUCAUACCCGGAACCUUCCAGCUGUGGGGCCACUCCAUCCAGGUGGACUGGGCGGAGCCGGAGAAGGAUGUGGAUGAGGAGGUGAUGCAACGUGUUCGGGUCCUCUACGUGCGUAACCUGAUGAUGGACACGACGGAGGAAACGCUCCACCGGGAGUUCUCCAGCUUCAAACCCGGCUCCGUGGAGCGCGUCAAGAAGCUCACCGACUACGCCUUCAUCCACUACCGCAGCCGCAGCGACGCCAUCGCCGCCCUCACCCUGAUGAACGGCGCCCAGAUCGACGGCGCCACCGUGGAGGUCACCCUGGCCAAGCCGGCCGGGAUCAAGGACGGGAGCGCCGCCGGGCGGAGGUACAACACCAGGGGUUACCUGGGAAACACGGCCGCGGGGGGCAUCGGCGACGGCCACUGCUCGCUCAGAGCCACGCCCCUGCAGACUCGCUUGGGAAACCCCUAUUACAACGGAGGAGAGGACCCGGAGCGCUUCAUGUUCCCCCUGCUGCCCUGCACCCCCCUGACGCCCAUCAGUCUGCUCGCCCUGAAGCAGAGCCAGAUCGGCUCGGCCGUCAGCCUGCUGGAGUACCACUGCCACAAGAACUGCUGGUCUCCACCCGAGUACCACCUGUACUCCACCCCAGGACAGGACGGGAAACUGCUGCUCAUCUACAAGGUGGUGCUGCCGUCCACGCGAGCCACCUACAUCCCUGAUAAGCUGUGUGUGCUGCUGGACGACGCCAAGGAGCUGGCUGCCCAGACCACACUGUGGAACCUGGAUUCGUCCAUCCUGACCGGAGCUUCCUUUGAUUCUCCCAGCAGCCUCUCUCCGCCGCUCGCCAUGUCGCCGUCCGACUGCAGCCCCAGCCUCCUGAGCUGCGGCGGCCGCACCUUCACGCCCUGCCUGCCCGCUCCUCCUCCUCCGCCGCCGUCACCCUUCCCCAUCUCCCCCCUGCCCUCUCUCUCCGCCUUCUCCCCCGCUGCGUCCCAAGCCCAGCGGCUCUACUUCAACUCCCAGUCUCCGUUCUACUGACGGGAGUCGUUUGUCGCCCAGGGAGCGAGCUGCGUCCCCGGAGGAAGAGGAGGGUGAGGAAGGCAGGCAGCAGUGUGUCCAUGCAGGUUUCCAGC